AUGUUUAAAUUUUUGAAGAGCAACGCGAGCACUUCAAGCAAUCCAGAUGAGUUGGCGCUAGUUGCUGUGGGGGAACAAAAUAAGGUUGAUGUAGAAGAUGAUGUCGGUACAGAGGACGACGUUCAGGUUAAUGCGGAUAGUGACAAUGUAACUGAUCAUCAUGAUAAAUCUGCUAGUGUUGAUGAUGAACCAGUUCCAGUUAGUGUGGAUAUUUAUGACCCGGUAAAUUGGGCUACUCUUGGUAACAAAGAAAGGGACAUGUUAGUGGAGAAGGGUCCUAUCAUAGAAGAGAAUAUAACUUUUCGUUCAUAUGCUAAGAAGAGACAUCUUUCAUAUUCGCAUUAUACUAGACAGAUGAGCAAUGGAGAAAGUUCUUUGGCGCAUGAUGGGUUUUGUGAUUGGAAACAUAUCACCGAUAGACUCAAAGAACAUGAAGUUAGUGCCGAUCAUAUGACAAGCAUGAUCUCUUGGAACGAAUUGAGAAGUAGACUGAGCAAACAUGGAAUAAUUAAUAAGGAGUUGCAGCAUGAGAUCACAAAAGAGAAGGAGCGCUUGAGGCAAGUUUUACUAAGAAUAGUUGCUAUUGUGAAAUUUCUUGGUAAACGCAGUUUGGCAUUCAGAGGAUCCAGUGAGAAACUUUAUGAUGAUCAUAAUGACCACAUUAGACGGAUUCAAAGCAAAGAGUUCAUUAUCAUUAUCUUAGUAGUUAAGAUGGCCAAAUAUUUCUUUGUUAUUCUUGAUUGUACCCCAGAUGUGAGUCAGCAGGAGAAAAUGAGUUUGUUGGUCCGAUGUGUUAAUACGUCUGAUGCACAGGUAAAAAUUGAGGAGCACUUUCUUGGUUUCUUGGUAGCGAAUGACACAUCUGGUGAAGGGCUUUUCAAUGUACUGGUUGAAUCCAUCAAGUCAUAUGGUCUUCUUAUUGAUGAUAUUAGGGGUCAAGUAAACACAGUCAGCAAGAAGUUGCAAUCAACAUCCAUGUGCAUUGAUUCUACAAUUCAACAAAUAGAAGGUAUGCGUACUCACUUUGAGACAUAUAGAAAUAAAGCAUUUGAUGUGGCUUUGAAGACUGCCAAGGAUAUAUGGGUGUAG
Messenger RNA from Lolium rigidum, 1089 nucleotides. RefSeq lists its product as uncharacterized. The record is from RefSeq and is a predicted model, not a curated record. The transcript is spliced from 5 exons. The coding region runs from base 1 to 1089 and encodes 362 amino acids. Lineage: Eukaryota; Viridiplantae; Streptophyta; Magnoliopsida; Poales; Poaceae.